Molecule: messenger RNA, 1373 nt
Organism: Salvia splendens (bonfire salvia)
Lineage: Eukaryota; Viridiplantae; Streptophyta; Magnoliopsida; Lamiales; Lamiaceae
Product: G-type lectin S-receptor-like serine/threonine-protein kinase RKS1
Exons: 6
Coding region: 514-1254 (246 amino acids)
Biological process (GO): protein phosphorylation
Cellular component (GO): plasma membrane
Molecular function (GO): ATP binding; protein serine/threonine kinase activity
Source: RefSeq, a predicted model, not a curated record
CCAAUUUCGUGGAAAUUAAUGAAGUAUGGACUUAAUUGUAUUGCAUCUAGAUAACUACACCAUUCUAAAGACGCAUACUAAAUUUGUUUUGGAAGUUUGCAGCCAUGUUUGAGAAGCUACUGAUAAUUUUGGUGGUGUUGUUGCUCAAGGCUGGAACAUCCAUUGGACAAGGAGACACUCUCUCAAAAGGGACCCAGACUUCAACCUCAAAAAAUGGAAUGUUCGAGCUGGGAAUCUUCAAAAUAUCCGCAAACAGAUUCUACCUCAGCAUUCGCUCUGUUUGGGUCGCAAACAGAGAGAAACCGUUGCCCGACGCAGCCGCUUCAGAGCUCCAAAUAGCUUCCAACGGCCAGCUGAGAGUGCGGCCGACCCCGCUUUGGCAGAGCUUCGAUCAUCCGACCCAUACUUGACUGCCCGGGGCUACGCUUGGUGUUGAGGAACAGAACGGUGGAUCUUUUGUCGUUCGAUUUCGACUCAACUAAUGAUGGAAAGUUUUUGAGGACAAGAAGUAACAUGGAAGUUGAUUUGCCCAUGUUCAGUUACUCAAGUGUUUCUGCUGCAACAAACAACUUCUCACCAGAAAAUAAGCUUGGAGAGGGAGGAUUCGGACCAGUUUACAAGGAAGGAUUACAGAAUGGGCAGGAAAUAGCCAUGAAGAGGCUUUCCCAAAAAUCUGGACAAGGUUUUGGAGAAUUCAGAAAUGAAAUCUUAUUGAUUGCAAAACUGCAGCACCGGAAUCUUGUUCGCCUCUUAGGUUGCUGCAUUGACACUGUUGAGAGCAUUCUCAUCUAUGAGUACAUGCCUAAUAAGAGUCUAGACAUGUUCCUUUUCGGAUCAAAUAAACAAGAAACACUAGACUGGAAAACACGUACCCGCAUUGUUGAGGGGAUUACUCAAGGGCUUCUCUACCUCCAUGAAUACUCGAGGGUGCUCAUAAUCCACAGAGAUCUCAAGGCGAGCAACAUUCUUCUUGACGAUGAGAUGAGCCCCAAGAUAUCGGACUUUGGGCUGGCGCGUAUCUUUGGAGGCACUGAUUCGCGGGGAUACACCAACAGAGUUGUUGGAACAUUUGGCUACAUUUAUCCGGAGUAUGCAUUGCAAGGCCUCUUCUCCACAAAGUCUGAUGUGUACAGUUUUGGGGUUUUGGUUCUUGAGAUUAUGAGUGGCAGGAAGAACACUGGCUUCUACAAAACUGACUCCCUCCAUCUUCUUGGACAUGCAUGGGACCUGUGGAGUUGUAGAACUGGUGGAUAGUAAGGUGGGAUCUGCGGCGGCUUCGACAGCGUUGAGCCAUGCAUGGAAUUGGAAAGCUACUAGCAAUCUCAAUAAUUGUGUUGGUGAUGGCUGAAAGAUCCAGUAGAGCAGGAGACACG